GUCAAUAUAUAUGUGUUUCUAGUGAAAUUUUGGGUUUUUAACUGGAAAUAAUUGUUUAAUUGCAUUUUUUAAAGAUGUGAUACGAUACUAAAUUGUUAAAAUGAAGUGCCCGUUUAAUUAUCAAGUUAAUAGGGUCACAUAAUAUUGUCAGAAAAAUGAAUAUUAUGCGUAAAUUAAGGGGUGGAGGGGUGUCAUCAGCUGCAUCAAGUUCAGAAAGUAUGGGCGACCCGUCCUCUGCUCAUACACAGUUGGGAUUGAUGCAUCUAAAGAAACUAUUUCUAGAAUAUAUGCAUCCCCCUCAUCCUCUAACAGAUAAAGAAAAAGAUGAUAAACUCUACAACAUGCUGCCUCUUUUCUGUAAGGUCUUUGGAGCGAGCCCAACAUGCGACAUGAACGAAAAAUUCUGGGACAUUUUAGCCUUUUGCCAUCAAGUUUCAUUGCUGAUGGUAUCCGAAGUGAGAAAGAGAGCCUCGAAUCAGAGCACGGAAUCGGCUAGUGCAGCUAUUGCGAAAUUUUUGGAAAUCGAGAACUGUGAAGAAUCUAGUAAUGGCUGGAUGUUGUUGUCAACUUUAAAUUUGCUGGCUGCUGGAAAUGCGACACUAGUGCAAGUCAUGGCGGAAGUAUCAGUACCAUCAACUUUAGUUAAAUGUUUAUAUCUCUUUUUUGAUCUGCCUGAAAUUCCGGAAAAAGAAUCUAAUAAAAAAGAUAAUACUAGCGAUUUUACACCGUUAGAGCGUCGAGUUUUACUGCAGAAAAUAUUUGUUCAGUUGUUAGUGAGAUUGUGUAGCCAUAGGAUUCCAGCGGAAGAACUGGCAAAAAAAGAUGACUUAACAUUAUUAUUCUUAGCCAUUACUUCAUGGUGUCCUUCAUACAAUGUGAUGUGGAGAAAAAGCGCUGCCGAAGUAUUAAUGACGUUAUCUCGACAUGGGCUUACUCCUCCCGUAGUAGGCUAUAUCCACAGUAAGGCCUGUGUAGCAGUUUGUAUAGAAAACAUGAAAAAAGUACCUGAAUUAGCGCCAUUAGAACUAGUAGAAAUGUUUGUAACUGUAUUCUGUUUCCUUAAAGACUCUAGUGAAGUCUCAGCAACAUUACUAGAUGACUUCAGACAAGCCCAAGGAUACGCCUUUUUGUCAGAGUUUCUUUUAAAGCUUGAAAGUGAAAAAUCUAACGAGGCCCAAGAAUCCAUAAGAAACUUAGCAUUAAUGAUAACGUCCUUAUGUAUGUGCGGGUAUCUAGAACUCAAACCGUCUCAAGCGUCAACUGGUUCGCUAUUUCAAAUGCCUGGCUUUAUUUUACCACAGCCUUCUGGAAGAGGGACCAGCGUGAGGAAUAUCCAGGCAUUCCAUGUUCUUCAAAACACGUUUCUAAAAUCGAAUUCUUCGCUAGUUUGCGGUACUAUACUCGACGCGAUUUCGAGCAUAUAUCAUUCGGACAAUGCAAACUAUUUCAUCCUGGAAAAUCAGAACACUCUCAGUCAAUUUACCGAAAAAAUCCAUCACAAACCUGCAGAUAUCCAGAAGAAGUUAUUUGAAUUAAUAGAAUUUCUGGUGUUUACCUUGAACUUCGUUCCCUGCAAGGAACUUAUAUCCAUGUCGAUAUUCCUCAAAUCUCACAGCAUAAAUCACGUGGAAUGUAGCACAUCCUGUAUGAAAACUUUGCUAAGCAUACUGAAACAUAACGCGCUUUUCAAAGAUGUGUAUCGCGAAGUAGGUUUGUUGGAAGUGUUUGUAACUCUUCUAAAUCGAUACGCGAGUUUUUUGGAGACGAAAAAAUCGGCGACGAGCAAAGGCAAGAGUUAUAGUAUUCCGUCUGGACAGGAUAAGCUCGGGGGUAUGGUUAUAGAGGCUAUUACGCUUCUUUUAAGUAGCAACAAUGCAAAUGCUAAUGUUCUGAGGGAGUGUGGAGGUGCUAAAUGUGUACAUGGUCUGGUUCAGUUUCUGGAAUGCAGAUAUGCUGCUUUGGGAAUUAUAAGAGAAUUAGUACUGACAGGUGGUGGCGACGAUGACAUGAGCCAAUUAUUAAACACCCUACAUUCAGCACCCAGAACCGAGUUAGAUUUGAAAAUAGACAUUUUAGAAGCAUUGAGACUGUGCUUGAAGGAAUCUCAUAGAACUAGGACUGUAUUUAGAAAGGCUAAUGGAUUUAUAUACGUAACUAGUGUGUUAGUUGCUCUGGAAGGUAGAUUAAACCAGAAAGAAACGAACCCGCAAGUGAUGAAUCUUUUGAUAUUAGUAUUCCAAACGAUUUGUACUGCGAUGCGUUUCGAGCCGGCUAAUGCGAAAUUUUUUUACUAUGAAAUUUGUAAAACUAGUCUCUGUGAUACCCUGAAGCUGUUGGGAUGUUUUUCCACGGAAAAAGUGACAGCUAUUAGUGAGAGCGAUUUUGAAUCGCCGUCAAAUAACUAUCAUGAAAUAUUCCAUAAUUUGUUUGUAGGAUCAGUGAAUAAUGUUAACAUUCCAGAUGAGAUAUCGCCAUCUUUAAGUUACACAACAAUAAUCUACAGGCUGUUAUAUGAUUUAGCUUUGGAUCUUUUCGAUAGAGCUAACAUGAAUUCUGUUAUUUUUAAUAUUAAAUCCCCUCCAUUAUCAAGACAACAGAGCGAAUCUCAGACUGAACUUAGUAUCCAAAAAGAUAAGAGAUCAAAUGUGAACAGUUUAAAUUUAAAUCCUCCUGCUCCAGACCCGAUUGUUGUUCAUCCUGGAGUCGUUAUUUGUAUGUUCCAGCUUUUACCUUGUAUUAAAGACGAUACUUACGAAACAUAUCUUAGCCUGCAAUUAUAUAUUGCUGAAGUGAUAAAAUCAUUAGUGAGAAGCGAAAGGAAUCAACAAGUGAUGUGCGACGCUGGUUUCGUUACUUAUUUAUUAGAAGUCGGUUCAGCCCCUUUGCAAAACGAGAAUCAUCCCUUACACACCCAUUUACAAUAUAUGCUAGAACGACUGGCAGCUCAAGCUUUAGAACCCAUCGAUUUAAGAACGUUUUUUAGGCUUGGAAAUCCAUUGAGUUGUCUACCUCUAGGAUCAACUGAACCUGGUGGAGGACCAGUACCUCUAACCCGUAUUAAAACUAUAGUUUCUAUGACCACGCCUAAGGAUUUUAGGGCUCAGUCUACCUAUACUUUACCGCCGUUUGUUGAAUUCGAUAUGUCGGCGGAGGGGUUUGGAUGUUUAUAUUUGCCUAGUAUUGCACCACAGUCUAUUUCAGUGCCUAGUGUGGUGUCUGCAGUUGACGGCAGUAUAUUAGGGGGAAUUGGAUCAGGAGAUCGACUCUUUCCUCCCCAGACUGGUCUCAGUUACUCCACGUGGAUUUGUGUAGACAAGUUUUCUGACCCUCGUAGUGAUCCUCACUCUGUCCAUCUCCUUACUUUGGUGAGAAGCUACAAUGGAGCGAAAGAAGAUCAUGUUGUUUGUCUCUCCAUUGUUCUCUCAACUAGGGAUAAAGCCAUCAUUGUUUCAACAAAAGAAACGAGAAUACCAGGGAAUAUAGUCGGAGAUUGGGAACCUGAAGGAUCUGGAGAACACGGAGCCCGCGUUUGGUAUCCAGACCUACUCAAAGAAACCCAAUGGCAUCAUAUAGUUGUGGUUUUAAAUAGAGCCGUAUUGAAAAAUUCAUCUUUUUCCCUUUAUAUCGACGGCCAACAAAUUCACACGCAAAAGAUGCACUAUAUCUCUCAGAAUCCCGCCGGCCCAGCGUCAAACUUGAACCUGUCCACCUCGGUUUAUGGAUAUAUCGGAACUCCUCCGGCGUGGAGGAGAUAUUCCCGGCUGUGUUGGAAACAGGGCCCCUGUCAUUUGUUUGAAGAAGUUUUGACUCCCACAACUGUAUCUCAGAUGUAUCAGUUAGGACCGCAUUAUAUGGGUUCUUUUCUGGCACCAAAUUUGACAUCGACUGAUUCAAUGCAAUUAGUGUCCGAAGAAAAGGUGGUUUUUGGUUUAAACGCCAAAGCUGUCUCUCAACUGACGUUGAAUAAAAUUAGGAAAGUUUACAGCAAAGCUGAUAAUAAGUCAAUAGCAAAACAAUUGGGGAUGUCCAGUCAUGAAAGUGCUACUCCAAUAAGAAUAUUACACAACUCUGCAGGACAUCUUGCAGGUUCGGCUAGGACAUUAGGUGGCGUUGUUAUAGGCUAUCUAGGUGUUCGAGUAUUCUGUCCAAGGCCAGUGGCCAUAACUGUCGAUACAGUAGGUGGUUGUUCAGUAUUGCUCGGUCUUAUUGCGAUGGCCCAGGAUCAAGAAAGCCUUUACGCUGGCGUUAAGGCUUUGGUAUGCGUGGUUCGAAGUAAUCGAGUUGCACAAGCCGAAAUGGACAGAAGACGAAGUUACCAGACAUUAGCGAUGCUGCUUCGUCGCAAACGACAUCUCCUCAACUCUCAUAUUCUUCAUUUGGCCUUUGGUUUAGUUGGGACAGUUGAUAGUGGUCGUGAGUCGUCGGCGAUACCUAACAAAACAGCGUUUCAAGACUUACUCUGUGACUUGGAGGUUUGGCAUGAAGCUCCAGGUGACCUCUUAAGAUCUCAUUUAGAACAUCUGUAUGAGUUAGUAUCGGAGUCAAGUGAAAAGAAGCAUAACACGUGGGUAAUGAGGGACUUAGGAUUGGUCGAGAAACUUCUGUAUAUAACACCAGAAGUGAAAAAUGGGGCUUCAAAACAGGUGCUGUUUUCACUGUUGAGUGUGUUACUGGGAAGUCAGCCUAGAGCCAAUGAUCUGUUAUUAUUCGGACAGUUUAUAGCCUCCACUCUUCCACAAGUUGCAACUUUAAACGAAAAAUCUGUCAUAUUGAAAGAGGGCGAUCCAGAUGCAGAGAAUAUUUUACUUAGGAACAGAUGUUUAAAUUUGUUACAUUCGCUAGUAUUUUCAAGUAGAAAUCAAGUGGGAGAAGAGAUUUCUAAAAUAUUGGGAUUCGAUUGGCUUCUCUUAUUCAUGCAACCCAACGUUCAUUCCGCUAGUUGCGUCUGGGCUUUUAGGAUAUUGGUUGCCGCGUGUUCUAGUCCCUUUUUAAUAUGUCGAUUUCGAGAAGCAACAAGCAACGGCGGCUGGUUACGAUACACUGAACAAGUAACCCACAACAGAAUGGCAGUGGUCUUAGGAUGCCCCACACAUUCACCACUACUAAGUUCUGAGUUUAAAUCUGACGCAUUACACGUUCCCGGAUUUCAGUAUUUGGCAUGGCUUCUCCCCUCCCACCUGGACAUUCCAGAGCUCUACUUUCUUUUAACCGCUUUAAUGAUGGGCCAACCUGCCAAAUUGCUGCCGGUCGAAACAAAGUUCGAUCUGGACACCGUAUGGGCGUUUUUAUGGGGUUCUUCGGUGAAUAACCAGUCUAUAAAUAGUGUAAUGCCAAGAAUAACAUUAAGUCCCGAGGCUGUGGUCGUUUUACUUGGAAUGAUGAGGGCGUUGUUACAUUCCGAUCCUUCCAAUUUACCCGAUUGGUUAAAGGAUCAUAUUGUAUCCAUAAUACAGGUUUUGUUUCAACUUUAUCAUAAUAUGCCGGAGUUUAUGCCAGUUUUUAUGUCUUCUGAGGUAUUGACGGCUUUAGCCAGUGUGUUAUUCCCUCCAAAUAAUCGAUCUGAAGAGAGUGAGGAGAGUAGUGGAACUUCUUCUCCUACCGGAGAGGAGGCAUCAGACAUGAUUGUUGUACCAAGAACGCCAUCAGAAGAUGAACCAUUGACAUCACAUCCUGCCAGACAAUUUGUGAUUGAUUUUAUCAGAGUUAUUGUGGUCGAUUCCCUUAGUCUCUCUACCACCUUGAAAACUUCUCCGGUAAUAGACUUGGUUUUAGACGCCUUUCCAGAUGAUUCAAGCAAUUCCCAACAAGUAGCUUACCAAACAGAAGUAUUGGUAACACUGAUGGAUCAUUUACUGGCAGCUGAUAUGUUGGUAGGAGACCAGGCAGCUAUUCCGAUUGUGCCUCUGGUUAAUGCUCAUAUUCAACAUGUUGCUCCAAACGUGUUUUAUUUGACGUCUAGAAUUAUGGAUAAACUUUGGCAAGGGGCUCUUAAUAGGGACCCACAUGAAGUAUUUGAUUUUAUAGUAAAAUUAAUUGGGCAGGCGAAAAGACGGACAGGAAACUUAUCCUUGGAAGGACUGUAUCAUUGUUUAAAUCGCAGUAUAUUGUAUCUUCUUUCUAGAAAUACAGAGUCUAUAGCUGAUCAGAUGUCUGUUCUGGAAGCAUUGCAUAAAUUAACGACAAAUAGAUUGAUAGUAUUUGGCGCAGGCAACCACGAACUCGACUUUAUCGGUUGCUUGACCUACUGCCUGCUUCAACUCACCGCUGACAUGAGGAUCGCCUUAGAAUUUGGCGGAGGUCACUCGGCCCCAAGAACCACCUGGCACGUGAAUCCAGGUCAGGAUUUAGAGGCUCGCGACGAAUUGUUAAAUGCCCAUCAAGGUCGUAACUUAAUGGCUACGGCUGCGGCAAGGGUCUGGGAAGAAUUGUACGUUUGUAAGAAGCCCGCCAUAGAGGAAGUGUUUAAAGUUACGUUACCGUCGCCUAACGCGAAUGCCAAAGCACCGGAUUUGACGGUAGUUCGAGAGCAAGUUUACGAUGCCGCUUUGAAGUUAUGGUUAAAUUAUAUUGAUGCGGAAAGGAAAGCAGUGUAUAGGGUUCCAUGGGAGUUGCAUAAUCAACUUCAAUCAAAAAUCCAUAAAGUGACUGGCGGUUUGACGCGACUGGCCAGCAGGACAAAAGUCCGCAAGGAAGAGACCGCAAGGGUCAGGGUCAGAAUGGGCCGUAAACGAGCCAUUGCCUGGAUGCUUAGUCAUAUUGGCAUAAUUCGUGAUUUAGUUGAAAUGAGGCGACAGCAACAUCAAAAUACUACCAACCAUACUCAAAGAUAUGUGCAUCAGGAGUGGUUACAAACCGAGAACGAAUUAACUAGAGAACGAGGUUUAUGGGGACCUCCGGAGCCCUGCGACUUGGAUAAAUGGAUGUUAGACAUGACUGAAGGUCCUCAUAGAAUGCGAAAGAAAACCAUGAGAAACGACUUGUUUUAUUUGCAUUAUCCGUACAGACCCGAUCACGAGAAAGGACUUUUAAAAUACAAAGUGGCAACCAGCUAUCACAGCAAAGAGUACUUCCAAGUCCUUCAAUUGAGACAACACAACAGCGUCAGCGGAUUUACCCUUGAACCUCCCGAAAGAACGGAUAGUAUUUCCGAAGAACCUUCACCUCUACCUUACGCUUCCAUACCUCCUUUAGCAAGACUGACCUCGGAUAUCGAGGACCAACAAGAAGAGAACGACGGAGACGAAGAACAACCGUCCGCGCAGCCCGACAAUCAAACUUUGCUGCGGUUGCUUCAGCAUAACGAAAAAAUUACGUAUAUGUUUCGGGUGGCUAGAAUUCAAGGGCUGGACACGACAGAAGGACUGUUGCUUUUCGGACAGGAACAUUGCUACAUCGUUGACGGAUUUACCUUGCUUAAGAAUAGAGAAAUUCGAGAUAUUGACAGUGUGCCGCAUAAUGCUAAUGAAUAUGAACCGAUAUUACCGAAUCCUGGUUCGCCAAGAAGGUCUAGGGCUAUGAGACAAUGCUCCAAGUUUUCUUAUGACGAUAUACGAGAGGUUCAUAAAAGAAGGUACUUACUCCAACCGAUGGCAUUGGAAGUAUUCUCCAGGGACGGACGGAAUUAUUUGCUUGCAUUUCCAAGAAAACAGAGGAACAAAGUGUACCAAAGAUUUAUGGCGACAGCAACUGGAAUUGCUGACAGUGCCCAGCAAUCUGUAGCGGGUCAGAAACGAACGGCCAAUGUCGAACAAGCUACCAGUUUGCUCAGUAAUCUUAUUGGCGAAACCAGCGUUACUCAAAGAUGGGUUAGGGGAGAAAUCUCAAAUUUCCAGUAUUUGAUGUACUUGAACACCUUAGCCGGCCGAUCCUAUAACGACCUCAUGCAAUAUCCAGUUUUCCCAUGGAUUUUAGCAGACUACGAUUCCGAGGAACUGGAUUUAACUGAUCCGUCAACGUUUCGCGAUUUCACGAAACCAAUGGGAGCGCAAAGUCCGGAAAGAUUGGAGCAGUUCAAAAAGCGCUAUAAAGAAUGGGAUGACCCGCAUGGUGAAACUCCUCCAUACCAUUAUGGCACUCAUUACUCAAGCGCUAUGAUAGUAUGUUCUUAUUUAGUGCGCUUGGAACCUUUUACUCAGCAUUUCCUGCGACUACAGGGAGGCCAUUUUGAUUUAGCCGAUCGAAUGUUUCAUUCCGUUAAAGAAGGCUGGCUUUCCGCUUCGAAACACAACAUGGCCGACGUGAAAGAACUUAUACCGGAAUUCUUCUAUUUACCUGAAUUUUUAGAGAAUUCUAACCAGUUCGAUUUGGGCGUAAAACAAAAUGGCAUAGGACUGGGUGAUGUCAUAUUACCACCAUGGGCAAAACAAGACACUAGAGAGUUUAUUAGAGCUCACAGGAUGGCAUUGGAAUGCGAUUAUGUAUCGCAAAACUUGCAUCAUUGGAUUGAUCUUAUUUUUGGAUACAAACAGCAUAGUCAACCUGCCGUGGAGGCUGUAAAUGUUUUUCAUCAUUUGUUUUACGAAGGAAACGUAGAUAUUUAUAAUAUCGACGAUCCGUUAAAGAAGAACGCAACCAUUGGGUUUAUUAACAAUUUUGGUCAGAUUCCUAAGCAGCUGUUUAAGAAACCCCAUCCGUCUAAGAGAAUGGGUGGCAAUAAUAGAACUUCAGUUAUAGAUACGGGAUCGUUGGUGCAGGCUUUUACUUUACCACAACCUGAAAAACUGUUUUUCCAUCACCUCGACAAUCUUAGACCUUCUUUACAACCAAUAAAAGAAGUAAAAGGUCCAGUAGGUCAAAUAUUACAGGUGGAGAAGUCCGUGUUGGCUGUUGAACAAAACAAAGUCCUUAUGCCGCCUUCGUUUAACAAAUACGUAGCGUGGGGCUUCGCGGACCAUUCCAUUAGGAUAGGCAAUUACGACAGCGAUAAGGCGGUAUUUGUUUCCGAAAACGUCGAGCAGAAUAACGGAGAGAUUUUGGCCUGUGUCUGUCCCUCACCCAAGUUGAUUGUCACAGCAGGAACCAGCUCGGUUGUUACAGUUUGGGAGUACGACUCUAGAAAGAAAACAACUGGCAUUAAGCAUAGUUUGUAUGCUCACACGGAAGCCGUAACUUGCCUAGCGGCCAGUCCAGCAUACAAUGUUAUUGUAUCAGGAUCACGUGAUUCCACGGCUAUAAUAUGGGAUCUUUCACGUGGUGCAUUUGUUCGACAAUUAAGAGGGCAUGCGGGACCGGUCGCCGCCGUAGCUGUUAACGAACUGACUGGCGAUAUCGCUACCUGUGCCGCCACCUGGCUGCACGUAUGGAGCAUUAACGGUUGUCCGCUGGCAACGGUAAACACCUGUGUUGGCAGAGCCGAUCGCAUGCAACAAAUUCUUUGCGUAGCCUUCUCUCAGGCCCACGAUUGGGACCCAUUAAACGUUGUCAUUACUGGCUCCACAGAUGGCGUAACUAGAAUGUGGUCUAUAGAUUACGUUCAGGUGCCAAUUGAGUGCGAUCCAAAUUUCCCCAGUCAAAGGCUUCAGUCUGACAGUAGUAAAACGUCAAUAACUAACGAACCAUGUAGGCCAUCUCCAUCACAGCAUCGUUUGGUCAAGCAGAUCCACGUGUCUCAUGAUAGCUGCGGGAGUUUGUUGAAAUCUGGAUCUGAAAGCAGUCUUUCUGAAGACCUAGGCCAAAGAAAUUUAAUUGAAGUAACAAAACCAACUGAGGGCACUACUAAAGAGUGGCGGAGUGAACAGCAAGAAGAAAAGGAAACAUGUAGCGAUGGCGAGGAAGUGAUAGCGCCCGUGGCACCAGCAAGAAGGAGAAGGUCACGUGUGCAUGCAGGAUUUAGAAAAAGUGAAGGAGGAAAUAGUGCAGAAAGCGGCAGUUUAGACGUGGAUGACGGUUCCGGUUUAAGAACGAGCAAGUCCGAUACGAGUCUAACCGAUUCGUUCAUUAUUAUCGAUAAAAAGAAGAAAGUUAUAAAUCCUCUAAAUACGCUAAAACCAGGAUUUAAGUGGCAACGUCAGUUAGUAUUCAGAAGCAAACUUACAAUGCAUACGGCAUAUGACAGAAAAGACAAUACCGAACCUGCCUCAAUCACUGCCUUAGCUGUAUCUAAGGAUCAUAGGGUAGUUUAUGUUGGUGACACCAGAGGACGCGUUUUUUCUUGGUCGGUGUCCGAUACAAUUGGUAGGGCAGCAGAUCAUUGGUUGAAGGAUGAGGGCGCGGAAAAUUGCGCCAGUUGCUCUGUGAAGUUUACUCUGUAUGAGAGAAGGCACCAUUGCAGGAAUUGUGGACAGGUGUUUUGUUCACGAUGUUCUCGUUUCGAGAGCGAGAUCUCGAGAUUGAGGAUACUGAAGCCGGUUCGAGUCUGUCAGAGUUGUUACGCCUCCUUGAAAGGCGAUAAAUAAACCCGUAGAUCUAUCCUUCACCACAUUAUAUCUCGUACAAUAAAUAUAUGAGUAGCUUGAGAUACGAGAUUCUGGUGUUGGUAGUCCAGGACGCGCAACCGAAUGUUCCUGCUUGGCUAUGAAGUCAGAAGUGCUAUAUAAACGUAGAAAAGGUUUGGGCCAACCAACAUCACAGUCUCGUUUCUUGUUUAGAUAUAGAGAUAAAUAUAUGUAAGAUAAGAGAACAAUAUUAGAUGUAUAAAAGAAGAAAAAAUAUUAUUUUCUAGUAACCCGUGACGUUUAUUAGUCAAGUUGUAUAAUGUAAAAAAAUCUCAACACAUCCAUAUACGGUAUGUUGCAUUGUCGACCUGAAAUCCGAUGUAAAUUUUAAAAACGGUGAAUAAGUUUUCUCAGUUUUACUUUAGAGCAAAACUUAUUUGAGAUUUUUUAAAGAACUUCUUACAAUAAGGCAAAUUGUUGAUCUUGAAUAAUUAAUACAAACUUAUUUUUGGGUCAUGCGAGAUUCUAAAUUAGGCGAAAAUUUUUACAAUAAUCCGGUCCUGGACAAAUAAAGAUAAUAAUCACAAGAUAUGUCACAGUAUGACAAAUCGAUUAGGGUGUAUUCCGUUGCUUACCCUGGUUAUGGUUUUAUGUUCCGUUUCUAUCGGUUUCCUGAAAGUUUUCUUAUUACGGAACACGGUUCCUGAAAA
Messenger RNA from Sitophilus oryzae (rice weevil), 11083 nucleotides. RefSeq names its product WD repeat and FYVE domain-containing protein 3 (gene bchs). The record is from RefSeq and is a predicted model, not a curated record. Lineage: Eukaryota; Metazoa; Arthropoda; Insecta; Coleoptera; Curculionidae. Gene Ontology annotation, molecular function: metal ion binding; protein binding. The transcript has 42 exons. Bases 156 to 10394 code for a protein of 3412 amino acids.